Penicillium canescens is the source of this 1050-nucleotide messenger RNA. RefSeq names its product glycosyltransferase family 32 protein. The transcript has 3 exons. The coding region runs from base 1 to 1050 and encodes 349 amino acids. NCBI's taxonomy places the organism in Eukaryota, Fungi, Ascomycota, Eurotiomycetes, Eurotiales, Aspergillaceae. Gene Ontology annotation, molecular function: mannosyltransferase activity. The record is from RefSeq and is a predicted model, not a curated record. Gene Ontology annotation, biological process: mannosyl-inositol phosphorylceramide biosynthetic process.
AUGUCGGCUAAAUCGCAAGGCAACAACGAAGCCCACUGUAAACCAACCGGGUACGAUGAAGAAAGUCUAGCAAAAAGACCGGUUCUGCCAUUCACCAGCGGUUGGGAACCUAUAAAGUUCUGGUACCGUCCGAUGGCUGUUCGAAAGACCUCAGUAUUCCUGCUCUUGUUCGACCUCGUUGUUCUGGGAUUGCUGCUAGCCAUCUUGCAUCCUCUUAUUAGCCUGCUGUUGAGGAAUAACGAGCUAUUUGGACCCAGAGAUAUUUUCCCGCCAGGCGAGCGAACUGAAGUGCGCAACUCGACUGGCAGAUUGAUACCUCGGAUUCUACACCAGACCUGCGCCAAUGAGACGAUUCCCGCCAAAUGGGCUGAGGCACACGCGAGCUGUAAAAACGCCUAUGCCGACUUUGAAUACAAGUUAUGGACUCAUGAGCGGUCUCGCGAAUUCAUCGCCGCGAAUUACCCGUGGUUCCUAAAUUACUGGGACAACUACGCCUUUAAUAUUCAGCGUGCUGACGCAAUCCGAUAUUUUGUUCUAUAUCAUUUCGGCGGCAUAUAUCUCGACAUGGACACUAUUUGCAAAGAACCCAUCCCCUUUGAUCACGUUGAAUCCGUGAAUGCGCCUUAUACCGCCGUGGUCCGCGCGACAAUACCGACAGGGGUGACCAACAGUUUCAUGAUUUCCUCCGCAGGCCAUCCGGCGUUUAAAGCGGCGAUUCACAGGCUACCCAUAUUCUACUCCAUUACCCGUUUCUGGGCUGGACUUUUUCCGUACUGGAACGUCAUGAUGGCGACUGGCUCCAUGUACGUCAUAAGUUUAGCCCAGCUAGAAUCCUACAUUGCCGACCUCAGAACUGCUACGUGGCACGGAGCCGACGCUACCAUUUUGCUUUGGCUGGAAGACAAACCGCUAGUUUGGUUCAGCUUGGGAGGUCUAGGAACCAUUUGUGGCCUCUAUGUUAUAAACUGUGCAAUUCUCGUGGUCUGGAUGUACAUCAGGCGGUCGGUUGCACUACCUGGAAACAUCAAAAGACAGGUUAAGCUGGCCUAG